AUGUCGUAUCCAGGCUACGGCCAAUCCUACGGCCAACCGCCCCCUCCUCACCAAGGCUACGGUCACUAUCCUCAAGCUCCUCCGCCUCCUCACGGACAGUACCCGCCCGCCGGCCAAUAUCCCCCUCAGCAGGGAGGAUACUACCAGCAGCCUCCGCCGCCCCCGCCGGGCCAGUACCCCCCGCAGCAGUCUCCGUAUGGCCAUCACCCGCCGCCCCCGCCGCCUGGUCAGUACGGCGCUCCUCCGCCCCAGCAUUACGGACACCACUCCCCGCAUUAUGGCGCUCCUGCUCAACCCACGCCGCCCACGUUGGGCUACGGCGCACCUCAGAUCAUUCAAUGGGAUGCCUCUGGAGAUGCCCAGGCGCUGCGGAGCGCCAUGAAGGGAUUCGGCACGGACGAGAAGGCGCUCAUUCGCGUCCUGUCCAACAAGGAUCCAUUGCAGAUCGAUCUCCUCCGAAACACCUUUGACCGCAACUUUAGGCGCAGCUUGAUCAAGGACAUUAAGAGCGAGACGAGCAGCUGGUUCGAAAAGGCACUGGUGCAGCUCGCCCGCGGCCCGUUGCUGGCCGAUGUCCACGGCUUGUACGACGCCAUGGCAGGCCCAGGCACCAAGGAAGUCGUUCUCAACGACAUCCUGCUCUCCAGGUCCAACGCCGACAUGAAGGCAAUCAAGAGUGCAUACAAGCAGACGUUCCACAAGAGCCUCGAGGACGCGGCAAAGGGCGACCUGAGCAUGAAGACGGAGAGGCAUUUCCUCAUGGUCCUGUCGGCCAACCGCGCCGAGGACGCCGCGCCAGUGAUUCCGCAGCAGGUCGACGACGACGUGAUGCAGGUUUACAAAGCUACCGAGGGCAGGAUGGGCACAGACGAGCUCCUAGUCUGCAGCAUCCUCUCCUACAGAAACGACAAUCAGAUCCGCGCCAUCGCGCACAGCUACAAGCAAAAGUUCAACCGCGACCUGGAAAAGGUCAUCAAAUCGGAAUUUUCCGGGCACAUGCAAGACGCGCUUCUUUUCCAGCUGCGUUAUGCCGUGGACAAGUAUAUGCAUGCCGCAACGCUUCUCGAGGAAUCCAUGGCGGGCCUGGGCACCAAGGACCACCUCCUCGUCUCCCGCGUCGUCCGCUUCCACUGGGACCGCAACACAUUAGCCAACGUCAAGGGCGCCUACCAGCAAAAAUACAGCAAGAGUCUUGGAAGCCGCAUCAAGGGCGAGACAUCGGGCGACUACGGAAGAUUGAUGUUGGCGUGCAUCGGCGACUAG
Hirsutella rhossiliensis is the source of this 1263-nucleotide messenger RNA. Its product is annotated as annexin domain-containing protein. The transcript is spliced from 4 exons. The record is from RefSeq and is a predicted model, not a curated record. Gene Ontology annotation, molecular function: calcium-dependent phospholipid binding; calcium ion binding. Gene Ontology annotation, cellular component: cytoplasm. Lineage: Eukaryota; Fungi; Ascomycota; Sordariomycetes; Hypocreales; Ophiocordycipitaceae. Bases 1 to 1263 code for a protein of 420 amino acids.